Molecule: messenger RNA, 204 nt
Organism: Prunus armeniaca (apricot)
Lineage: Eukaryota; Viridiplantae; Streptophyta; Magnoliopsida; Rosales; Rosaceae
Source: the annotation of a GenBank genome assembly
AUGGAGAUAGCAGAGGGCUUGUUGGGUAAGUUGGGUAGGCAGUGUUAUGCAGUUUUGUGCUUGGGUGUGAUACUUUUGGCUGUAACUCUGGCUAACUAUGUCGGUGCUGAGGAGCAGGAGGACCCCAUGGAGCGGACCAGGCGGCGGCUUCGUGCCAUCCAUGGCCCGCCUUUUCGUCCCAGAGGCAGUGUGCAUAAAGCUUAG